Nicotiana attenuata is the source of this 1646-nucleotide messenger RNA. Its product is annotated as putative germin-like protein 2-1. Gene Ontology annotation, cellular component: cell wall. Bases 790 to 1389 code for a protein of 199 amino acids. The record is from RefSeq and is a predicted model, not a curated record. Gene Ontology annotation, molecular function: manganese ion binding. Lineage: Eukaryota; Viridiplantae; Streptophyta; Magnoliopsida; Solanales; Solanaceae. The transcript has 2 exons.
GUGUUUGUGAUAAUUAAAUUUUUAAUCCACAUAAAAAGAUUAAAUAUUUUUUCAAUCGAAAUUACAUGUGUCAUUCACUGAUUUGUUCGUUUGCCAAAUCAUCUGCGGUUGUGUCUCACGCAUGUAAUCUGCCAGAUUUGGAUUGUUCAUGGGACAUUUGUGUCAAGUUGAGGUGUCUAUAUGGUCACUUGGUAAGUUAAAGUGUGAAACUGACAAUUGAGACCAACUUUAAGUGUCUGUUUAUGUAUUUCGCCUAAAAAUAAAAAAGAAAUGGAUAAUAUAAAUUAGCCAAUGAAUAUGAUCAUAUACAAUUUAAUUUAAAAGGGAAUUUAUUGGAUGUGUGUAAAUAAAGCCUUAUCUACUUGUAAUAUGUUGAAUAUUCAAGUGAAACCUUUUAAAAAAUUAUGCGGGCUUAAUUCAAAACGAACAGUAAUAUCACCCCAACAACCACAUGGUACAUGAUGUAAAGAUAUUUAUCGUGAGACAAAGACAUGCUAAUGUUGACCACUUUCUUGGGAAACUCUGUAGGAAAGGAAAAGCAUAGGAUUCUUCUUGAAAUUAAUAUUGGUUGCUUUUUGCUGUUUCUCAAUAAAUUUUUGAAACAUACAUACAACUACAUAAGAUAGAUUUCAUGGGCAACUGUUAAAAAUCCAAGAACUCUUGAGUGGUUAUGAUUAGCAGCCAAAUUAUUAUAACAAUGACCAUGGCCUUCUUGAUAAUUACUAUAGUCAUUACUUCUUACUUUUCUUCCUUAGUUUCAGCCUAUGAUCUUGACCCUCCCCAGGAUUUAUGUGUUGCAGUUCAAGAUUCCAACACUUCUGUGCAGUUUUAAUGAAUGGAAAAGUUUGCAAAGAUCCAAAGCUAGCAACUGCAAAUGAUUUCUUUGCUUCAGGUUUUAAUGAAAGUGGACGUCCAAUACCAAAUUAUCUUGGUUUUGCAGUGAAUAUAUUGAAUGUAAAUCGUAUGCCAGGACUCAACACUCUUGGUAUUUCAAUUGCUCGUGCUGAUCUUGAACCAUUUGGAUUAAUCUCACCUCAUAUUCAUCCUAGAGGAAAUGAGUUAAUACUUGUAUUAGAGGGUAUUUUAUAUGUUGGAUUUACUAUUCCUGAUCCAGGAAAUCCUUUCAAAUCAAGAUUAUUUGAGAAAAUCUUGAAUCCAGGAGAUGUUUUUGUGAUCCCACAAAGUCUUAUUCAUGUUCAGUAUAAUUUGGGAACUACUAAUACGACAGCGUUAAGUGUUUUCAACAGCCAAAAUCCUGGAGUUCAUAUGAUUCCUUUUCAACUAUUUGGAUCGAAUCCACCAAUUCUUGAUGAUGUUCUUGUCAAAGGUUUUCGAUUGGAUAAGAAAGUGAUUGAACAUCUUCGAGCUCAGUUCUCGAGCAAAUCGUGAACAUGUUUGUACUGUUACAAUCUAUGAAUUUUAAGUCAUCUGUGUAAGUGUUGAGCAACUCUCUUGAAAUGUAAGAAGACAAGUUCUAGUUUGCUGUAAUUUUAUUUUUUCCUGUAAUUAGGUAUAGGUUGUGUUCUUUAAAAGAAACAAAACUUGGUGAUGUUCUUUUAAAGGUUCUGUUUUGUAAUGCAAUCUUGUCACGCAAAAAAAAAGGUGGACUGAAUUGUGCAACCCAAAAAGAAAAUGUGUUAUUUGUA